UCCAUCGCUGCACGCAGCGGCAGCUGCACGCAGCGCAUCCACGGCUGGCACAUCAUCGCGAUUAGGACCAGCCGAAGUGCUACUUCGAGUAUAGUGCACCGCCGACGAGCGUUAUGUUUCGUGUAUGUUGUAUUCGUUGUACUGUGAACUAACAGUCGGACUGACGCAGCUACUGCAAGCACUGCGCAUGUGCAGGCGAGAGGACGGAAUACUACCGUUGCACCGCACAUUGUAUAACGUAAACACUUUACCCAGCUGCAUGUAUUUAAGGCCCAUGCACCAGCCGUUGGCAGUACCGAUCGUUUUGCACGCACACAAGCAUAUCUGCGUUGCCGCGUUCCGUCGACGUCGCCGUGCCGCGAUGUCCCAGAGCUCAUCCUCCGCACUAGCCGCUACGAUAGAUGUCUUGACGGUCGCACUAGCCGCUACGAGCGAAGACAAAUAAAAGUAGCAAUAGCUAAACUUCUCUAAACAAAACCCUAGUCUAACCUAGAUGAAGACUAUUUAUUUAUAAGUAGUAUAGAAAUCAACGCGCCGCCUUGAUGCUAUCUCCGUACACGUGAUGGGCCGUGUAGCGGCGUGGCAGACUUGGGCCCAUGCUCCUGGACUCUUUCUGGACUCCUCCGCCGUGUGCAUGCAUGCACAAGCAUGCCCGUACAUGGACGGGAAACUUGCAUGCGUGCUCAUCUCUAAUUAAGUAAAUCAAACUCCUGUCCUUAUGUGAUGAUCCAUAAGCACCUCUAGUCCAUUCUCCAACGCCAAUGUUUCUAAGCACAAAUAAAUGGAAACAAGUGCCCGAAUCAGGGUGUAAGUCUGUUUUUGAUUUGUCGUUUCCGCUUUUGCUUUGUGUCUUCUUGUUCAUCAUUCAGUUUUUGAACCAACGCAGAACGGAGGCCCGUGCAACUUUUAGUUGUGGGAGGACCAGUACGCCUUCUUCAUCACCGGCGUGGGCAUCAACCUUCUCAUCGAGGUGGCCGGAGGUGGGAGCAACGUGAUGUUCGGCAUCGGCCGCGCCAUGGAAGAUGUACGCAUCGCAGCUAGGAACACCAUGAUCAUUUGCUUGUUCAUGCUCAUGCUGCUGUUUGUGGCGGGCAGUAACGUUCCAAAGAAACCAUGCGCGACGUCCUCGGAAGAGCAUGAUUUGUGUAGAACUAAUGAAUUUAGCAGUCCCUUGUGCAUUAGUAGCUCGGUGCGACCAGCGGGGUGCAAUACAUGUUUAUGUAAUCACCAAUGUUUUAGUUAAUCCCCGAUUAGAUGUAAUAAAACAUUUGUACUGUUAUGUGUCAGAAGGCACACCCCGACCGACGACUUUUCUGCGUACGCGUGCAGAGGGCACAUGUGGCAGCGGCCGGUCGGUCAAAAAGCGCAUGCACCGCAUGUCAGAGGAGAGGAGGACACGCGGCUGCCGCAAUUAAUGAAACGAAAACGCUGCCACACGUUGCGGCCAUCCCCUCCCCUGCUUGCGGCACUGUACGUCACGAGAUACGCCCAUCUGCGAAACAGAGCGUCGGAGAAGCGCCCGCUCUCGCCGGGCGACGCAUCAGGCGGCGCAGCGAGAUUUGUCGAUGGAAGAAGAACACCAUCUCAGUGGGCAGAUCCAAACUCCGGCCGCCAUGGCGAGAUAGGGAGAGCAGCAGGUAGACGGCGGAGAAGCAACAACUCCCGGAAUCAGCAUGAGCAUAGACAGCCGGCACAGGAAGCAGCCCGCUCGCUGGUGCUUGUUCUUCGCCCACCAAGACGGAAAAGGGGCUCGUGCGAGAAGCAGCGCAUGCGACUAACCUGUGUCCUCACCAACAGGUCCAGUCCGUACAUAGCUUAUCCGGUCAGACCCCCGGGCCCAUGGAGUAGAAAAACAAUGUCCCACUUUGCACGCCGUGCGUGGCACGUCCCUCUCCCGUGUCAGAAGGUACGACGGCCCGAGCCCACUGGACGGACGAGAGGCAGUGUAUUUGUCUGUAUCAGCGAUGUAUCUCCGCUUUACCCCUUUUGCAAAUCAACUUGCACGCAUCACCACGCGAACGCGCUGCCGCCGGAUAACUGCGUGCAGGACAUCCACUCUCCACUCUCGUACUAG
Messenger RNA from Triticum aestivum (bread wheat), 2074 nucleotides. RefSeq lists its product as uncharacterized. The coding region runs from base 1337 to 2074 and encodes 245 amino acids. The record is from RefSeq and is a predicted model, not a curated record. The transcript has 2 exons. Lineage: Eukaryota; Viridiplantae; Streptophyta; Magnoliopsida; Poales; Poaceae.